Penaeus indicus is the source of this 6525-nucleotide messenger RNA. It is a transcript of the gene vermilion, whose product is annotated as tryptophan 2,3-dioxygenase-like. Lineage: Eukaryota; Metazoa; Arthropoda; Malacostraca; Decapoda; Penaeidae. The coding region runs from base 306 to 1634 and encodes 442 amino acids. The transcript has 8 exons. The record is from RefSeq and is a predicted model, not a curated record. Gene Ontology annotation, molecular function: metal ion binding; heme binding; L-tryptophan 2,3-dioxygenase activity.
CGAGAUCAGUUCACAGUAAGACGUUCGCGGAGAGACACGUGCCUUCCGCGCUCCUCCUUCGUCUGGAUUAAGCCCCUUCUUUUUUUUCCUCGUCUGUGCGUGCCCGAUCUGACUUCCUCGUUCACUCCUUUGGCAGAGGGAGUCGGCACGGUUCUCUGCACUAGUUUUCGACGGGACUUUAAUUGCUACCUGACCAAGCAGAUCUAUUGGCAGAUUGUGGCUUUUAUUUUAUAUAUAUUUUUUUCUGGUUCACUUAUUACACUGCCAAGACUAAUCGUCGAGGGAGAUACUCAGUUUUGUACAAGAUGAGCUGUCCAUACGCCAGGGAAAAUGGGGUGGACACAGCCCAGCAGGGGAAGAACCUCUUGGACUUUGGCGGAAUUACGUACACUUCUUACCUCCAACUUCACAAGAUCCUCAAUGCGCAAACGAUGAUGUCUACGGAGGAUGGGACGCCCGUUCACGAUGAGCACCUCUUCAUCAUCAUUCAUCAAGCAUACGAGCUCUGGUUCAAGCAAAUCAUCUACGAGAUCGACUCAGUGAGGGAGAUCUUCAGCCAGGAGGAGGUAGACGAACACAAGAUGCUGGAGAUCGUCAAGAGAAUGCAACGCGUCACCUUGAUCCUGAAGCUGUGUGUCGACCAGUUCCUCAUUCUGGAAACUAUGACGCCUCUCGAUUUCAUAGAAUUCCGAAACUACUUGUCCCCAGCUUCAGGAUUUCAGAGUUAUCAGUUCAGAUUGCUCGAGAAUAAAGUUGGGCUUCGAGGGGAUCUCCGCGUAAGAUACAACCAGGAGAACUACAUGAAGGUGUUUGGAGACGAGCCCGAAGUCUGCAAAAACAUCAUGAAGUCUGAGGAGGAACCUUCCCUUCAGAACCUCGUGAGUCGCUGGCUGGAGCGGACACCGGGACUGGAGGAAAAGGGCUUCAAUUUCUGGACGAAAUACAAAAUGGCCGUGGACAGCAUUUUGACGCAAGAGUACCGAGAGGCUGAGAGCGAAGAGUGCGAAACCUUACGAGGCCACCUCAUCGACCAAAACAAGAGGCGACGAGAGCUCUUCGACAGCAUCUUCGACGCGAGGAUCCACAACGCACUCAUGGCACGCGGCGAGAGACGUCUCACGCACCGGGCCAUGCAGGGAGCUCUCAUGAUUUCCUUGUACAGGGAGGAAUCGCGGUUCAACCAGCCUCACCAGCUCCUUCAGCUCCUCAUGGAUGUUGACUCGCUCAUGACCAAGUGGCGAUACAGCCACGUGAUGUUAGUGCAGAGGAUGAUCGGGUCUCAGCAGAUUGGCACUGGUGGUUCGUCAGGUUACCAGUACUUGCGUUCCACUCUCAGUGAUCGUUACAAGGUGUUCAUCGAUCUGUUCAACCUGAGCACCUUCCUGCUGCCAAGAAACUGCAUCCCGCCCUUAACACGCCAGAUGAAGAACCGCCUCAGCAUUAUGGAGGAGGACCAGAAGGAGGACGAGAGCAAAGUGUCCUCCUCUGCGUUGCACUCGAGCACGAAGGCCUCCAUCCCUCCCUCAGACUCGCCUUGCCCUCGGGAAAACGGAGAGGAAAAGGCGUCUUCAGAGAGUGACUUAGAAAAGAGUUUGGAAAAUAGUAUGGAAAGGUCCUGUGAGGCUUCGAUGUAGAGGUCGGAAUGGCAACGAUAUAACUAGGAAUUUUACAUAAGAUGCGCUGUAGUGUUUAGUUGGAUAUUGUUGGACUUGUCUUUGGCAGUACCUUUUUUUAUUUUCGUUCUUUCUUUCUGUCAUUCCUUGAGAAUUUGCUGUCUGAAUAAUGUGAUAAUGGUACAUAAACACCUUUCCAAUGGUUUUGGCAUGGUACAAAUGUCCAUUUUAUUGUAUGAAAAUGGAUAAUGUUUAUUUGACUUCGACAUGUACAUGCAUUUUUAUAUAUAAAUUGCAUUAGCUACAGUAACAUAAGGUUUUAUUUAUAUAAAGGCAGUUGCUGUGGUGCUGUUUAUUUUGCAUUUCAUUUUGAUAAGCUCUCAGUAAUGGUAUGAUAUUUCUGCAUUUGACAAAAUGUGACUUUUACAAAAACUGUGGCUACAACUAAUAACCAAUGAGCUUAUACCUUAAGUCUUGUGAAAAACCUAAUACCCAACAUUGCUUUUAAAAAGUGUCUAAAUAUCUGAUUUUGGGAACUCGUGUGACAUAUAUAAUAUAUCUUACAAGUGGGUAUUUCUGAUAUAGCUUACAUGUAUAUUUCUUACUAUAUUGUAUGUUUCAAGUGUUAGUAUAUACAAUAAGACCAUAUAUUUUCGAGAGAAAAACAACAUAAGACUGCUGUAUAGAUAUGUAGUGAAAGAUCAUUUAAAUAAAAAAGAUAUUUGUCUCAUGAAAAUGGCUCCCUUAAAUACAAGGACCCAAUCCAAACUCUACAUUAUCAGUCUAUUCGUGGUUGAGGUUUUGUUGGCAAUAUCCGGAGCGCAAUGGUAGAGGGUGUGGCCAUAUAUACGCCCUCAACACAGCCAAUAUAACUAUAUUUCGCAAAUCUCAGAAUAGAAAAAAUAUAUAUAUAAUAGUAUUAACUCUAGUGUCUGAGAUAGACCCACUCAGAUUCACCAAGUCUCCUUUGUUAAACUAAUCAUAAAGUUGAAGGCUAUAAAUUUCAAUUAAAAGACGGAAAAAAAUAUACGCAUGAUUUUUAAAGAUAUAAAACACAUGUAAACACAACAUUCUGUUUUCACAAAUGAUAUCUGAUUAAUAGGAGUCCCAUAAAGUUGCCAAUUUUUUUCCUUUCUAGAAAAUAGACUCAUUAAGCGAGAAAAAGUCCCAUAUAAAAAAAGCACUGCAGAUUUCUUCUAAAUAUUUGCCUUAUGUUCAAGUGCAUUUUUUUUUUCAUCAGAUCCCACUUAAUCUGUAUAUGUAGAUAUUUUUUUAAUAACACAGUACUUACUAACACCAAGGUAUUUCAUGUUGAAUUAUUGAAAUAUUACCAUCUGCAAGAACAUUUUUUAUACAAGAAAAUCUGAAGUUAGGAAGAGAAAAAGUAUAGAAUUGGCAACCCUGCUUAAGGUUUCAUAUUCAUAUCUUCAAAAUUAUGUUCAUUUAUUGAUUUUCAGUUUUCAGAUUAGAAAUAUUAUAUAUCGUUGGGUGAUUGAACCGUAUCGAGUUAUUUUUAACUGUAUUUAUAAUUAAUAUUCGAACUAUAUUAAACAUCACUUCACUUCAAGGCACUUUGUCCACAUAAGUAUUUAAAACCAUUAAAAUCAUCCUCUUUUUUUAAAGCAUCUAGUCUGUCACAAAUUUAUCAAUCUCAUGAUUUUCAUUUUUUUUUCUAUCAACAGAAUAAUCUUAGGCUUAUUUUGCUUAUAGUUUUUUUGUUGUUGUUUGUUCUACUAUAAAUUGUUGCACUUUAUUCACUUGGAUAGCAUAAUUUAGAAGCAUUUUUUGUAGGUCAUAAUAUUUAAAAGAUCAACAGCUCUGUAAGUGACGUCUGUUCCAUUCCUAUUGCAUUUUAUGGAAGGUAGAAAAAAAUAACAUUAUAAGUUUACGAGGCAGAAAAGAUUAUGACAGAGGAUAUGGCAUGGUCCAUUUCUGGUACUAUAUAUGUUAGUACAUCCUGGCUAAAACGAGAUAUAUAAAUGUGUGUGUGUGUGUGUGUGUGUGUGUGUGUGUGUGUGUGUGUGUGUGUGUGUGUGUGUGUGUGUGUGUGUGUGUGUGCGUGUGUGUGUGUGUGUGUGUGUGUGUGUGUGUCUGUAUAUAUGUAUAUAUAUAUAUAUAUAUAUAUAUAUAUAUAUAUAUAUAUAUAUAUAUAUAUAUAUAUAUAUAUAUUCAGUAUAUGUAUGUAUGGUAUGGAUCUGAUUUUAAGGUAAUUCACAAUAAUUCAGAACAAAUAGAAACAAAAGGAAAAGACCGAAAACACGAUUGUUUUGCCCAUUAUCUUCAGGAAAGCAUUCUUAAGGGCAAUGCCAUGUGCCUCAGACAAAACCUAAGGCAAAAAGAUAUAAAGUUAACAUUAAUAUCAGAUAUGGUUAUUUUCCUUUUUCUCCAACCUUCAUGAUGAAAUAAUAACUGCUAAAGCAUUUUCAUCCCAAUAGACAGACUGUCAGUGCAGGUCGAUGCUUACAGAAGUACUAUGAAAGUUUACAGGGAUAGAUUGUUAGCACUUUUUGGUAGUAUUUGUUAUGUUUCAGCUUCUCACUUGUAUCUAUGCUGUAAUUGGUAUCUAAGGCGUUAUUUCACUGGUAUUCUUUAUGGUUUUACAUUCAUUGUUUGAUUAUUAUGACUUAAUUAAAGCUAUCAGCACUGCCAACACUGUAGAAAAAGAGCUCAUGUACAGAUAUUUGUGGCUCGAUAAAGUUCUCCAGAGACAAGAACAGAAUGUAGUUGAAAUAAUGAGUUCUGUAGAGGAGGUACUUUGUCACGUUCACAAAGUGACCUGUGAGGCUAAGGGGUCACAUUUUCAAGAACUCCAUUAUUUUUGUACUGUGAAGAAUAAGAACCUAUAUUUGAUUGCAUAUUAUUAUCUGGUUAAGACUUCUGGUGAAAACAAAGACAUUUCUUGUAAUGACUGCCAUGUCCUCUUAUGAAAUACAGUAGGCUAAGUUUUAUUUUUUGAUUUAACGUUCUUGCCAAUUUUUUUUUCAGAGCCAAUGUUAGUUUUUUGUUUUUUUUUGCAUUAUGGUAAAGCAUUUAUUUAAACUUUACUGGGGAUAAUGUUUAAAUGUUACAUACCGUAUUUGCCGGUUCAUAUGAUGCCCUUUUCAGAUAAAAAGCCCAUACAUCCGAAUUGCCGAAGCUGGUGCCAAGUUCCGAUUGUAUAAAAUGCAAAGUUGGAGUGAUCUGUGUUAGUCAAACACAUAUUUAGUUUAAUUUGUUAAUAUUAGUACUAAUGACUCACUACAACACAAUUCAUAUCAAGCAAAAAAUAAUUAUUUGUUUAAGGGUGUAAUCUGACGAAAUUCUAGCAUACUAUUUGCUAACCCGUGUUAUGGUACCCAUAAAAAAGGAACUUUGAUUUCUCAUUCAUUAUUGUUGAGUUUCUGGUGCUUUCAACAUUUUCUUAAAAUUUUUGUAAUAGUUUUUUUUCACGACCAAACCGCUGUUACACCAUAAUUAAAUUUAUGAGACCAUUACUGUAUCUUUUAGUUUCUUCUUUUUCAACGACCAAAUUAUCUUCCCACAAGCGAAAGAAUUAUUCUGCGUGAGAUAUUAACGUAUUUAAUGUAAUAUUUAACCAUGGCGGAUUUAACAACAAUAAUAAAUGAUCUUAGGAAAGUCUCAGGAAAAAAACUGUCUGUUGCCAUUGGAUUCGUGUUGCCAAAUGCUACAUUGCAAAUUGCAAAACUCUUGCUAUGUUUUAAAAAUCAAAUCAGAUUUAGUUGAGUUCAGUGAAAUCUGCGGCAGCUAGAUUUUUUUUUCUUUUUGUCUAUUGUGAGUGCAAUCUAUCAAAACAUUUUUUUUAAGCUCAUCAUUGGUACCUUACUAUUGACUUUUUCCUACAUUAAUUUGACUGCACGAUCAGAUAAUGUAUAUGUUUUUUUUUAUGUUUAUUACUUUGUUUGCUAUGUAAUAAUAUCCAUUUCUUAUUUUCUUAAGAUUUUUGUAUUUAUUUAUUCAUGCUUUUCUUGUACAUUUACCAAUUUAUUCAUUUAUUUUUUUACUGAAAUGUUGCCUUUGUCUCCAUGUGGUAUAUAUAUACAGUAUUUAAAACAAUUCAUUGAAGUAUUUGGAAUUGACUAUAUACUAUUUUAUUACGAUAUUUUUUGUUUUCAAAAACAGGGGUGUGUUUUAUAGGCAGGUUUGUAUCCUAUAUAGCGGCAAAUAUGGUACAUAUACAUGUUAUUACUUAUAUACAUAUUAUAUUUGUUGUGUAUAUAUGUAUGAUGUAUUUUUUGUGUGUAUGUGUAUGUAUGUACUAUUCCGGCCCAUCUUCCAGUCCUGUUGGCGAGUUCUUAAUGGUUACUGCGGUCGAACAGCCAUCCCAGAGUGCUUUGUGUAACCCUUGCAUUUACGAGUAUAAUAAAUGUUAAAGUACAGCAAAUAAUAAUAACAUUAAUAUCAUCAAUAAUACUGGUAAGGAUGAAUAUACUACUACUACUAACAUUAAUAUAAAUAAUAACGAUAACACUAAUGAUAACAACAAUAACAUAAAAAAACAAGGAAGGUUAUUUGUAAAAUUGUCAUUACGUGGGCCAGGUAAGGAGUCCCCAUUUGUUUCUUGUAUAUUACUCACCGGAGAGGACUUGGCAUUGAUGAUGUGUGCUGGAGGUGCAUAGUUUUUUCUUCUUCUAUUUUCGUUAUUCUUUUUAUUGACUGUUCGUUAUUAUUAUUAUCACAGGGAAAAGGAGAACUUGUAUGAUUUGGCACAUACCGGUAUUGCAUUCUGCCACUGAUAUUGUUAAUAGAAUUAGAAUAAUUAUUAAAAUUGGGUACUCUAAGGAGAAGUUUAUUUGAAAUAAAACAUAGAAGAAUAAGAUCCUUUUAUGUAGCAUUUAUUCUCACAUAAAAGUUUGUUUUUCUUUUCUUUUUUUCUUUUUGUAAACAAACAGUUAACACAAGACGAUAUUAUGUA